GAUAUAGUUUAUACUGUAUUUCUUCAUCUUCUUUCCCCAUAUUUCUACCUUUUGAACUGUUUUUCCACGUGGUGUGUGUGUGUGUGUGUGUGUGUGUGUGUGUGUGUGUGUGUGUUGAAUGAGAAAACACAGUCUAAGGCAGGGAGCAGGUUGGCGGUGCUGGAGUGGGCUGCCGUUGCCGUUAUGCAGAGCGAAAGUGAGAGGGUGAGUGAGUGAGGAGGGGGCUUGCCUACACACCCCCCUAUAUCGCUGGGCAGAAAAGACGACACGCUGAACGGAGUGGAGUCUGACUUCACCUGCCUCCUCUCUGCACUGACGGAGCAGAACGCUGAGGUGGAAACACCAGGAGGAGCGUCGGCAGGGAGGAUAGAAGGGGUGACCGAUCGGUGGCUGAGACCUCAAACGACUGCCAGCGCUUUACUGCAGAGCACCAGAGGUCUGUAAGUGUGCAGACAUGGGCUGUAAGCUGCCCAAGCCGCGUGGUUCGGAAGAAGCUCCAGGAAAGAUCUAUUCGACGCUCAGGAAAGCCCAAGUGGAAACACACACUGGAGUGGCCUACACGUACCACUUUCUGGAUUUUCUGUUGGGAAAAGAAGAGGUGGCGGUGUCCUCCUUGCUGUGUCUGUCGUCAGUGAGAGAGUUACCUGUGCAGGUGUGUGAGCUGUAUCAGCAGGGAUUUAUACUGGCAGCUGUUCACCCCUUCGUUCAUUCCUGUGGUCCUGCCAAAGCAAACCUACAGAGACAGCUGCACCGUGCUGUGCUCAUCAGAGAGACCAACAGUUGUUCAGAGAACGCCGUGCUGAAGUGCGUGAGACCUCGUCUGGAGACGGACGUGUGCUUCUCGGGGCUCCAGGCUCCUGCUCCGGAAGUGAUCCAGGGCUACGUGAAAAAGGUUCAGGACCUGGCUGAUUCUGGGGUUCUGUUCGUAGGAUUUCUGCAGCAGCCUGGUGGUGGUCCCUACUUUCUGGGACAUGGUGACACUGAGGAACUCUCCUCUUUACACUCCAGCCCCUCUCCCAUACACCAGCACCCAGAAGCUCCAGCACUCAGCCCGAGCAGCAACCACCAGCACCAAGACCAGCAUAACAACCACUGCAGGAAUGGAGACCAUCUGAAGGACCAGCGAAAGCAGAGCUAUCAACACAAGACAUCUCCAAGCUGGAUACCCUGUCCAGGUCAGGACUGUGGAAGUGAGGCUCAUCAACAGCAAGAACCAGAAAGCUUCCAGUGCCGGACCCUCCCGCAGUCGUCUUACCCAGCUGAAAAUCAAACCUCAGAUCUUCAGGACUCUGAAGCUGGACAGCAGAGACAGACAGAGGCUCACAGACACCAAGACACAGAAGACGGGUCUAGAAGGAGCUCAGAAGAACCACACCCAGGUCAAGAGAACCGUCCUCUACAGACCAGCAGUGAGAACCAAAGGACAGAGAACCCGGGUCAGGUCAGGAACCCCGACAAACCUGGAAAAACACCCGGAACCACACAUUCCCUCAAUCGUGUGCAGGUGUUUGCCCUUUAUAACCACGCUGUGGUGCUUUCCGGGUCUCCAAGGUACUACUCCCUAAGAAUUCCACUGCAGGUGCACACGGAGGCGGGGCUUAUCUCUACAGUCGACGCCCACUGGCUAGAUCACAUGACCCAGCACUUCAGGAGUGGUGCUCAACUCAUUGAUGGCUACUUUCACCUGGGGGACGAUCCUGAAUCGUCCUCCACUAUAGAAAGUGUGUUCAUAUUCCAGAGCGCUUCUGAGGACAUUAUGACAGCCACUACCUACGACGCCAUUGUUGUUGAGCAGUGGACAGUCAUUGACGGUGUUGCAGUAAAAACAGACUACAUCCCUCUACUCCAGUCCCUCGCUCCGUACGGCUGGAGGCUGAUGUGUGUGCUGCCUACUCCCAUAGUCCGAACCAACAGUGAUGGCAGCUUGGCCACGAAGCAGAUCCUCUUCCUCCAGAGACCUGUUCUGUCCCGCAAGAGGAGAGACUUCACGAGGCUUCAUCUCAGAGGUCGCAGCAAGAGGAACCUGAACAGUAAGGAAAGCGUGGGGAGGGAUUUACUGAGUGCUGCGUCUCCAGCACCUCCAGAACCUGAGACAGCGGCGGAUGAGAGGGAGGGAUGGAUGAAAGACGAAGGAGAAGAAGAAGAGAUGGGUAACGGACAGACUGAUAGAGCGACCUCAGAGAGGAACAGUGAUGAUUCUAGGACUUUACAGGUUAUUCCACACAGUCAUGGAGCUCCAGAAGAACUGGAAGUGAACAGAAGUGUAAGGGUUCAUGAGGACAAAAGGGGCGGAGUCACAUGCCUCCCACAGGAAGAGGAAGUUAGGCCGCUGGUUCCGGAGCGAGCGCUGUUCUCUGGAGUGUGCUGAGCCUGGUGCUGUUUAACACUGUGGUUAAUAAUAAGGUAACACUGAGACACCAGAUUAUGAGGUACAUAUACCCCGUUAACCCUCUCUGUAGGCCUGUAAAUGACUGUAGCUCACUGUUGCUGUGCCGUUUAUCAGCCAUCCUGUUCAUCAGUGGACUUCUAUAGGACCACCACUGACCAGAUAUUUACAUAGUAGAAUACCGUAUUUUCCGCACCCUAGGGCGCACCGGAUUAUAAGGUACAUUAUGCUAGUACUAGUAACACUAGUAAGGAACAGGGGUGUCACCAUGUUUACCUUCCAAUUUAGCAGGUGAAUUUAGCAGGCUAAGUAAUCAAAACUGUAAUCUAAAAAAAUAUAUAUAUACUCACAAUUAUAACUCUGAACUUCAGUGGAGUGACUUUACUGCUUCUUAAUAGCUGACUGGUAAAAUAUAUACAUAAGGAGCACCGGAUUAUGAGGCGCACUGACGAUUUUUGGACAAUUAAAGGAUUUUAAGUGCAAAAAAUACAGUAUGUGGUACUGGUAUAUAGAAAAGUUUAAAUCAUUGACCUAAUCUUGAUCUAAUACAUACAAGAGACAAUUAAGAAUUAAAAUGUUCUGCUAGUCUGCUUAAAAACACUUAAAAAUUCAUGUAUAAAUGUAUAAAAACCCUUAAAAGCCUUAAAUCCAUCUCCCUUUGUCGUGUAAACAAGAGGUACCUAUAUAGAAUAAUGAUGAUAAAGAUAAUUCUUUAUUCAGUAAGUUAUUCAUAAUACAAUAACUACAUAAUCAACACUACAAACAUUGUGAGCAAAUACAGGGACUGAAAAGGCACAGGCAAAAACAUAAUGCUUAUAUAAUUAUGCCUGUCCUACAAUCCCCCUCCUGCAGUCCCUAAAGAGAAAAGAAAAGAAAAAAAAAAAAAGCCCUAAAAAUUGUCAGUGUGUGUGUCCCAAAGGUUUUAAAAAUGCAAAUAGUACAAACAUUAAAUACAAUUUUGUUUUUAUUUUUACACCUUGCUGCUUUCGUAGUUUACAAACCCGAUAUGCAGGUUAUGCCUAGUUCACAAUUAGGGGUGGGCGAUAUGGCCCUAAAAUAAUAUCACAAUAUUAUUAUAUAUUAAUAUAUAUAUUUUUUUUUGCGAUAACGAUACUCUUGGCAAUAUACUUUUUUUUUUUUUUUUUUUCAAGAAUUCACUACUGCAACAAAAUGAAAAUUUUAUUUUAUUUCAUACGAUUUAUGUCACACCCCUACCUGAGAUAUUAAAAAUACAAGAAUUUGAUCAGAUUUGUAAUAGAAGUCAAUGAUCCAGAAUGUCAUGAUACUAAUAAUGCACUCCAAAUAUCUCCAUAUAUCCAGGAUUAAAGUAAAAUAAAUGAUACUGGACAGAUAUAAUCUGUCUCUAGUAGAUAUAGAAUGGGAAAUGAGAACAGUGUGAUUUUUUCUUUUGCUAAAAACAGUAAAAAAAAAAAUAUAUAUAUAUAUAUAUAUAUAAAAGUAGUACCCUGAUGUGAUAAUUAGGGGUGGGUGAUAUGGCACCAUAUUUUUAGGGUAUAAUAUUGUUCACGAUAUUCAAAAAUGUUGGCGAUAUUAUUGUGUACGAUACGAUAUAGCACACCUCGAUACACAAUACACAAUUUUAGCCUGCUUUUUCAGUCCCCCCCUUUGUGAAAUGCUUUAAAAAUAAAGAUAAAAUUAAAGUUCACCGAGCCGUUGCACAUUGAUCGCCGAUGAGACAUUUCCUUGCAUGGGUAACUCUGUGCCUCUAUCACUAGCACUGUGGCCUGUUGGGAGCAUCGGCUUAAAAGUGGCGUAUUUCUGAGUGCUGGGGGAGAACAGAGAUGGGCUAUUUGACAGAAGUUCGUACUCGUUAUCGCGUUCCUUCAGCUCAGUUCCAUUUCACACCGGAUUUCUGAUUAAACAGAGGAGACCCUGGCCACAUACACCACAGGUCAGAGGAGCAUUCUUUACUUCAAAUAGAAGAGUACAAAUACAUAAUACUGAUUGUUCUUUAAUAUUAUUUUUUUGUAAAUGUAAAACUUUACUGGUCUGCGUA
Messenger RNA from Astyanax mexicanus (Mexican tetra), 4403 nucleotides. It is a transcript of the gene rftn1a, whose product is annotated as raftlin, lipid raft linker 1a. The transcript is spliced from 11 exons. The coding region runs from base 455 to 2368 and encodes 637 amino acids. Lineage: Eukaryota; Metazoa; Chordata; Actinopteri; Characiformes; Acestrorhamphidae. The record is from RefSeq and is a predicted model, not a curated record.